This is a messenger RNA of Triplophysa rosa, 3168 nucleotides long. RefSeq names its product transcription factor binding to IGHM enhancer 3b (gene tfe3b). The transcript is spliced from 9 exons. Lineage: Eukaryota; Metazoa; Chordata; Actinopteri; Cypriniformes; Nemacheilidae. Gene Ontology annotation, molecular function: DNA-binding transcription factor activity, RNA polymerase II-specific; protein dimerization activity; RNA polymerase II cis-regulatory region sequence-specific DNA binding. The record is from RefSeq and is a predicted model, not a curated record. Gene Ontology annotation, cellular component: nucleus. Gene Ontology annotation, biological process: regulation of transcription by RNA polymerase II. Bases 289 to 1638 code for a protein of 449 amino acids.
UAGAGGUGUAAAUAAAGAAUAGGUGGGUGUGUCCAAACUUUUGACAGUGCAUAAGUUAAAUUUGUGUGAAACAAAAACGGUGGUAGUCACAGAAAAGCGAAAAGAAGAUCAAACGUAGGAGCGCGAGAAGGAGGGGGGUGGUGUUGAGAUGAGCCGUCACAUCCAAAACAAGGAAAUCCUCAUGCGAGUAACGUUAAUGGCGAUGACUCCAGCACCCUCACGUUGCUCCUGCUAACACCACCAGCUUGUUAAUUCUUCUCACACUUGACCUGUGGAACCUGUGUAGCCAUGUCAUCUCGAGUGUUGCUACGGCAACAGCUGAUGCGGGAGCAGGCUCAGGAGCAGGAGAGGAGGGAGGCGCAGCAGCAAGCAUCUGUCUCUCAGCUCCGGCCGACAGACUCCACACCUGCCAUCUUGGUCACGGUCCCACCCAUGGCUGCCUGCCCUCCUCCUGCUCAAGUACCAGUGGAAGUGCUGAAGGUGCAAACUCACCUUGAAAACCCAACUAAAUACCACAUCCGGCAGGCUCAGAGGCAGCAAGUGAAACAGUACUUGUCCACCACACAGGGCAACAAAGUUGCCACACAAACACUUGGUGUGUCCCCUGUUCUGCAGUCAAGCUCCGCCCCUGAGUUGGGACCCUCUGCAAGCAGUGCCCCCAACAGUCCAAUGGCACAUCUUAACCUGGGCUCCAACAAAGAAGAGAUGGAUGACGUAAUCGAUGACAUCAUUAGCCUAGAGUCCAGCUUCAAUGAUGACAUCAUGUCACUUAUAGACUCAGGACUGCAACUCCCAAACACGUUACCAGGCAACCUUCUGGAUAUCUACAGCAGUCCUGGUAUGGCGACCACCAGCAUCACCAUUAGCAAUUCCUGUCCAGCAGAUCUGCCUAACAUCAAAAGGGAAAUUACUGACACAGAGGCCAGGGCCUUCAUGAAGGAAAGACAGAAGAAAGAAAAUCAUAAUCUCAUUGAAAGGAGAAGAAGAUUUAAUAUAAAUGACAGAAUACAGGAGUUGGGGGCUCUUAUACCCAAGUCCAACGAUCCGGAGAUGCGCUGGAACAAGGGAACCAUUUUGAAGGCUUCUGUUGAUUAUAUAAGAAAGCUUCAAAAAGAGCAACAGAGAGCCAAAGAGAUUGAGAUGAGGCAGAAGAAGCUUGAGCAAGCCAACAAGACCCUGCUGCUUCAUAUACAGCAAUUGGAGAUGCAAGCCGGGGUCCAUGGCCUCGCCACUCCUUUGUCAAGCUCAGACGUUUCUUUUCUUCAGCAGCAGCUACCCCAAGCAAACCAGUCUUUGCAGCCCAGCGUUGGAGAAAGCCAAGCUCAUACCCAGCUCACUAUGGAUGGGGCCAUGGCACAGACUUCCCCUUCUCCCUUCCUCACAGUACCCCCUUCAGGUUCUUUGGCUGGUGCAGUUGUAAGCGGCCCUCUUGAUUUGGGUACGUUUAGCUUUGCGGAGCUGGAUGAACCAUCGGCUUCUGACCUUUACACUGAUGUGGGUCUCAAUGACAUUCUAAUGGAGGAAGGCGGCAUGUUGCCCACCAUCAGGUCCUCAGAUCCAUUUUUCUCCCCAAUGUCACCUGGUGCCUCCAAGCCUAGCAGCCGCAGGAGUAGCAUUAACAUGGAGGACGACUUGUAACGGAACUGACCACUAUUCGUGUGUGUGUGUGCGUGUGCGUGUGUGUGUGUGUGUGUGUGAGAGUGAGCACCCUUAUCCUAGUAUGAUGAUUCUGGAGCCAGUGCUCAAUCUAGAAAUAUUCACUAAAGAUAAAAAUUGGUUCCACACCUACCCCUUAAACCUACAGUCUUGAAUAAUGUGUUUGAGAUUAUUUGGGGUACAAAUUAAUGUUACUUUAAUUUCCCCCUCACCUUUAUAACAUUGAAUGGUUUUUCAGGUAGUCAAUAAUUGCAAUAAUACCAAUUUUUGUUUAUUCAAAUGUUUUGAACUUUUAGCCUUUUUUAGCGAAAGUGUAGGAAGAUUAAGCUUUUUAUAGCUUAAAUUUGUAGGCAUAGCUGUGAUGCCCUAAGGGUAGUUCAUGUUAUGCUAUUACUGUGUUAGUCUUUGCAUUCAAAGCAUGCAAGUGCACACACACAUAUAUAUAGGGAUCUUAAUAGCAUGGACUUGUGGAGUAAUUAUUCAUAUGAUGAAAAUGUUCAAGCAAUAUUACAACAAUACUCCUGGUUUCAUAUUUACUACUUCUGAAAUGCAUAGAGUAGUUUAUUCAGUUUACAUCAUUACAUCAUCAAUUCAUUUAAUCUUUGAUGUCAGUGUUACUUUGCAAAUUUGUGAUAGCACAGUUGCUCAUGUGUUUUUAGGCUUUGCAUAGGGAGAUAAGCCAUUUUAAUGCAAUACACAAAUAGCUUUCCAGGUGUAAUGUUUCAAAAGCUACCUCUGCCCAAAUUGCUUUUUAACCAGAUCUUAAUCUGCAUUUUGUUCAACUAAAUACACACAUUUACCUGUUCUGUACCUAAAUGUAUGUGUUGUGCUCAUAUACAAAUCAGGUUUAAAAUACUGCCGCUUAAAGCCAAAUAUAGUUUCCUGUCUGAUCAAAUAGUGUGAUAACACUCCUAACUGUGCCUUUAGCAUUAAGGAACAAAUGUUAUUUGUUUGGUUUAAACAUAUAAAAAAAGAAAAGUAUGCAAAUGACGCUCCAAAUGUAUAGCAAUGUCCUCCUGAGUUAUUCUCUCAAUUCUGCAGCAAUUCAGAUUCAGAAUGUAUUGUGUUCAAAAGUAUACAUUUUAAAGAUAAAACAAACCCUUGUUAAAGAUAUUUUAAAACUUGAAUAUUGUAAUAAAUGCAACUGCCAUAUUUCUGUCUAAGGCACACAAAGAUGGCUAUGUUUAAGUUAUUGAAUAUUAUUGUGAAAUCAGAGCAACGUUCUCAUUUUUGUCACAUUUUCUGACAGUACGCAAUACUUUAGAUACUUACUAAAAUACUUUGUGUAUAGGGCUUUUCCCAUGUAUUAAAACUAUAUUGCCAGCUCUCCUGCUGCCGAUGUGUUUUAUUCCCUUCUUUAAAUUCAUUACAUCUGUAUUGAAAGGUAAUGUGUUUUUUUUUUCAAAGCUCAUAAUUUAUUAUAAAGAGAACUAUCAUUUUAAUUAGAUUUUUUUUCUUCCAUGUGUGUUGGUGGUUUAAGUGUCUAAAAUAAACUGAUAAUAAAUCAGACCA